AGCAUAUCUGACCUACACAAUUCUGCUCCACCCAAACGUCCUUCAGCAUUCACAAAUGGAUCAGUUGUGCGCUCUAAUAUAAUAGGGAACGAAAGUACCCGAUUAAGCGGCCUGAUAUGCAGUAAUGGUUAAAUUAUGUGACUUUUGAAGUCAAACAAUAGGCACUAGGACCCAGAGAUCCAUGUAAGAGGGCAAAACAGAGCUGGCAGGAGGAAAGGAAUGAGCAAAACGCAGGACGGCAGGAGUAAGAGACUCGGGAAUGCUCAGACAGGCGGAUAGGACGGGAGAGAGACGAGGGAGAGAUGAGGGAUCAGGGUGGCUGCAGAGAGACAAAGUGACAGAUCGAGAUUCACAAGCAGAUAAGCAACAGGAGGAGGAGUGAAGGGAUGAAAGGAGGUGGGGCCUGAGCUACUCUGGAGCUUAAAAACAGGAGAGCGCGAAAGGGAACCUUCAUAACACGGAGUGAACGUGGAGUAAACUGAAGACGCUCCUACAGGAGGAAUAAAUCAGCAUCACACGAGGGCCGAUGGAGCAGAAAGGAACCGAGCAAGCAAAGUCACAGAGGGACUGUAAGGUUAGUGAGAGAGCAGAGAGUAACUAAGAGAGGCGAUCCCACCCACUGAGCAAGUGUACACACACACACACACACACACACACACACACACACACACACACACGGGCUUUAUCACAGGCAGUCACGCUGUAACAGAACCGUGUAGCUGCCUAAUCAUCACACAAAAGCUUCAACGGUGCCACACAUGCUGUAUUUACAGAAUACAGGCACAAGGACGUUUAAUUCAACCUGAGAAUGUUUAGACUGUAGCAAGAAGGCAUACAGAGUCUUGGAUGACACGGGGCAAGACUGAGCUUGGAGGGGAAAAAAGAGUGACGUUAGGCUUCGCAUAGCUCAAGAUAAAUAUCCCUGAUCUCCAGAACUGAACCCCACAAAGAGAUUUUACUUUAUUUUCCCCCUCACUUUAAAACCAUCUCAGUACUAUUUCUUCAUGAGAAGCAUCAACCCUUUGAGGAACUGAGGAUCUUCACAUCAGCUACAUCCAUUUGAGGAACUGCUUCUGGAGAACACUACAAGAAGCUCAAAGGUCACUCUUUUACCUUCCCAGGAGUGGGAUGGGACCCGAACACUGAGGAUCCGUGAGAAAUCACCGUCCUCGUACCCUGCACCAUGUUGCCCUGGAAUGGGCCGAAAGGGCCGCUCCUGCCCCUGGUCCUGAGCCUCCUACUCACCACCUGCGCUGGACAGGACAGCCUGGAGGAUCUCGAACUCGACGACGAGAGCAACUCCGUGAGCACAGAGAGUCCUGAGACCAUGUCUUCAGAUAUGGACAUAGUCGAUCCUCACAGGACGUGGAUAGCCUUCAGGGAUAACUCAAACAAAGGGGGAAACAAGAAGCCCAAACAAAAUAGAAGAACCUCAAAGCAUGGCCUGCCUGGUCCUCCAGGCCCUCCCGGACCCCAGGGGCCUCCUGGUCCUCCUGGGCCGUUGAUACCCAACCAGGACGAGAUAUUGGAGGACCUCCAGCUAAAGUUGAAAGAGAUGGUGGGCAGCCAGUGUGUGCUCUGUGAACAGCCCCCUCGUGUGGCCACAGCCUUCCACAGCCACCUGCACCGCAAUCUGCUGGUCCAGAGACGGAGCCUGCAGGAGCUCCAGCCUUUCAGCAGCCCUUCAGACAUAGAGCAGUUUCACCAGAGAGGCCAGGGCUUCAACGCCAGCAGCGGACGAUACACCGCCCCGGUGUCAGGGUUCUACCAGCUCACAGCCAGCCUGGUGCUGGAAUCUAGUGAGACGCAGAAAAGGACGCAGGCGCGACAGAAGGACAGCGUGAAGGCCUCCAUAUGCAUCGAGUCUCUGUGUCAGAGCAACAUGUCUCUGGAGACGGUAACAGGCCUGAAUCCUGCAGGAGGAGUGUUUAGCAUUCUGCUGACAGGAACCUUAUACCUGCAGGCUGGAGAAUACGUAUCUAUUCUAAUUGACAACGGAACAGGAUCGGCGCUAACCGUUCUCCAAGACAGCUUAUUUUCUGGAAUCCUUCUUGGAGUAUAAGACCUCAAAGACACACACACACACACAUGCGUAAACACACUCACAUACACACACACACACACACACACACAGUCAGGAAGCGAGAGACACACACACAAAAGGCACAUAGACACCUGUGACUAACAGGAACACCUGUACACCUGCUUGUUCGUGUAGCAGUAGAUAAACCCGUGUAGAUACGGGACGAGAGAUUGGGUUCAUGUUCACGCUGAACAUUACUGUGACUUCAGCAACAUUUUCCCGCACAGUGUGAACCACCUUGUUGAGAGGGAUCAGAGGAGAACGAGCUGAUGGGAAGUGUGUAUAGUAACUACAAUACGCACUCCUUACAAGACCACUCAAGCCCACACAACACCUCUAACCAUGAAGUGGAUGAACAGCUGAAGAACACCACACUGGGUUCCACUCAGAGACGCGGUGAUCUUCGGCUGCAUCCAUCAUGGCUCAGGUUCCUGUUCUUGGGAUUGUAUUAUGAGUUACUAUAGACUUCCUGGCAGCUCAUAACAUACAAAUCUAGAUUUUUUUUUUUACAAAUCUAGGCUGAAAACUGUUAUCGUGUGUGGAAAAAAAAAGACCAUCUGGUAUCCAUCCAUGCCACGGUCAGUAAACCGAACCUCCUGAGUGGCAUCUGUAUGAUUUUACGCUCUGUGCGGCUGCCACAUGAUCGUCUGUUUAGAUAACUGCAUGAAGGUAGAGUUGUAGAGGUGUUCGUAAUAAAGCAGGUAAUGAGUGUACACACACACACACACAGAGAGAGAAACACACAUAAACACACACACACACACACACACACACACACACACACACACACACACACACACACACACACACACACACACACACACACACACACACACACACCACUAACUCCAAACAUCUACCUGUCUUCCCAGGCCAGUUCUCUCUCUACAUAUUUCUUCGCUUGUAAUUCAGGAAUCAUAUCAGCAGUAAUAAUCGUACCGUUUCCCCACAUAUCUACGCCGAGACGCUGUAGCAUCUAAGAGAUUUUCACCUUGACAGUGAGAUAAUUACACGACUUUGACACAUUUAAUCAUCUGUCCAUAGAGAUGUAUGUAUUUUUUCACGCGCCGUGUUUAUACGCUACAGCCGUCCACCGGAUAAAGAAACGGAUAAAGAAAUUAUAUACGUAUUUAUUUUGCAUUUUUUUGAAGAAAGCGUGAAAGUCAUGUCAAUAAAAAUCUUGAACGUCA
This is a messenger RNA of Tachysurus fulvidraco (yellow catfish), 3273 nucleotides long. Its product is annotated as erythroferrone. The record is from RefSeq and is a predicted model, not a curated record. Bases 1184 to 2062 code for a protein of 292 amino acids. Gene Ontology annotation, molecular function: hormone activity. The transcript is spliced from 8 exons. NCBI's taxonomy places the organism in Eukaryota, Metazoa, Chordata, Actinopteri, Siluriformes, Bagridae.